Messenger RNA from Bombina bombina (fire-bellied toad), 602 nucleotides. It is a transcript of the gene NDUFA12, whose product is annotated as NADH:ubiquinone oxidoreductase subunit A12. NCBI's taxonomy places the organism in Eukaryota, Metazoa, Chordata, Amphibia, Anura, Bombinatoridae. Bases 64 to 504 code for a protein of 146 amino acids. Gene Ontology annotation, biological process: response to oxidative stress; mitochondrial respiratory chain complex I assembly. The transcript has 4 exons. Gene Ontology annotation, cellular component: membrane. The record is from RefSeq and is a predicted model, not a curated record.
CUCGCUUCCGUUCCCAGCCGAGAAGGUUUGACAGGGGUACCACUCUAAGCUGCUUGACACAACAUGGCGGAGUACUUGCAAGUGGUGCGGAGGGCACUACAACAGAUCCGAGCUCACGGGGGGCUCCGGGGUUCCUUCUGGCAGUUUCUUAGAAUUAGUGAUCUGAAAACUGGCGCCCUAAUUGGUGUGGAUAAGUAUGGCAACAAAUACUUUGAAGACAAACGUAACUUUUUUGGUCGUCAUCGGUGGGUGGAGUAUACAAAAGAAAUGAAUGGAAAGCCAACUUAUUGGGAUAUAGAUGGGAGUAUGGUGCCUCCUGAAUGGCAUCGUUGGCUACAUUGUAUAGCAGAAGAACCACCAACUACUCAUCCCCCUACCGUUCAUAAAUUUGUCUGGGAGAACCAUAAAUUCAACUUGAGUGCCACUCCUGGACAAUAUGUACCAUAUCCCACCACUCGUAAGAAGAUUGAAGAGUGGGUUCCACCCCAGACCUCUAACAAGUAGUAUGUUGCACUAAUCUUGAAUAAAACGAGCACCACAUUGUAAGAUAUGUUUUCUUCAUUACUUAAAACGCGUUUAAUAAAAAUAAAACUUUUGAGAAA